Spizellomyces punctatus DAOM BR117 is the source of this 3098-nucleotide messenger RNA. RefSeq names its product NAK/BIKE protein kinase. Bases 392 to 2731 code for a protein of 779 amino acids. Gene Ontology annotation, molecular function: ATP binding; protein serine/threonine kinase activity. Gene Ontology annotation, cellular component: cytoplasm. NCBI's taxonomy places the organism in Eukaryota, Fungi, Chytridiomycota, Chytridiomycetes, Spizellomycetales, Spizellomycetaceae. Gene Ontology annotation, biological process: peptidyl-threonine phosphorylation; protein autophosphorylation; actin cortical patch assembly. The record is from RefSeq and is a predicted model, not a curated record. The transcript is spliced from 9 exons.
AGACAAAGAAAACCUUGGCUUUGAGAAUCAAACCCUGGAAAGGUGCCAUUGCUCAUGAUGAUGGCAUCAUGCUACAUAGGAGACAAGCACCUUGUUUGUGAGCAGGAAACCCCUACCACGGUGGCCUAGGAUUCCAUUCACUCUUCUGGUCGGAGAACAACCUCCACUGUUUUAACUUGUUUCUCCUCCAUCAAUUCCAUCAUCUCCUCUGAUACAACCUAAUGCUCCAAAAAUAUCUUUGAAGGCCACUCUGCACGGCGGUGGCCAUCGCAGGACAGUCACGUGUACAUUCGCUUAUUCCAGAGCUCCCAGCUCUAAGUGCCGUUCCGCCAAGUGCCUCGUCCGCCGUCUAGUUUCGACGUGGCAUUUCCUCUUCAAGAUAACUUUGUAAAUGAACUUUUUUAACAAGGCCCAAUUACCGCAGACUCGACCUGCUAGUGGUGGUGGGGCUGGGAACCGAGGGAUGCCUUCGGGACACGCGCACAGGACUUCGGCUAGUAAUCUUGCCGUCAGCCCCGCUCCACCUGGAACCUACGCGCCUGGAACUGUCCUGUCCGUAAAUGCAACCAAAGUUGUGGUGGAACGAUUUCUAGCUCAAGGCGGCUUUGCGCAUGUCUAUGUCGUGCUGGUGGGUAACGAACAGUUCCAGGCCGUGCUGAAGCGAGGAGCUUGUCCCGAUCAAGAAUCUCUAAAAGAUUUGGAAAAAGAAAUACAUUUUAUGCGCCAAUUGAAUGGUCACAAGAAUAUCGUAAAGUAUGUCGAUUCGUCAAUACAAAAGGCACGGAACGGUGGAUUUGAAGUAUUUAUUCUGAUGGAGUACUGUCGAGGCGGCCACCUUGUAGACUUUCUCAAUACCCGCCUCUCCAACCGACUGACGGAGCCCGAAAUCCUGACCAUCUUCUCUGAUGUCUGCGAAGCUGUAGCUCACAUGCACUACAGCAACCCACCAAUCAUACACCGGGACAUCAAGGUCGAAAAUGUCUUGAUAGCCAACGACGGCUACAAGCUUUGCGAUUUCGGAUCUGCCACAACUCAGAUUGUUCUGCCCGGAACUUCCAUGUCUGCAGCGGAUAUUCGGCUAUUGGAAGAUGAAAUUGGGAAAUAUACCACAUUGCAGUACCGUGCUCCAGAGUUGUGCGAUUUGUAUCAAAAGCGCGGAUUGACAGAAAAGAUGGAUAUGUGGGCUCUCGGUGUCCUCCUGUACAAGCUUUGUUUCUUUACAACACCGUUUGAGGACAGCGGCACGCUAGCAAUUCUGAACGUUCGAUACACAAUGCCUAGUCAUCCGAGUUAUUCUCGAAAUCUUCUUAAUUUGAUAGAAUUGAUGCUCGUGGCCGACGUGAGCGCUAGAGCCGAUAUUUAUCAGAUUUACUCAACUGUAUGUCGGCUACGGGGUUUGCCCUGCACUUUAAGAAAUAAAUAUGCCGAUGGACCAUCUACGCACUCAACCUCUCGGACAAACACACCUCCCCAUACGCCGUUUGGCGAUCAAUCCGCCCACACUGAUGCACGCCGCUUGUCAUCCAAUAUUUCUUCUCCUACCACACUAAAUAACAUGAGCGCAAGCACACCUGACUUAAUGACUCUCUCAUCCAAUCCCAACCUCGCGACGCAGCAAGUAAUGCCCAUGCGCAGAGGCCGUCCUCCCAAGCACGGCAAAACGCUAUCAAAUAGCACGAAUGUUGCAGAUUUGACUGCAAGUGUGUCCCUUUUGAACGUUAGCUCACCUCACAACCCCUUUGCGGAAUCGCGGUCGGUUAGUUCGAAUCGGCUCACUGCUCCGCCAGAGUUCUUUAACAAUGCGGAUUUGUCUGCUCCUAAGCCUGGGAACGUGAAUCGGCUGACCGCUCCACCAGAGUUUUUUGAUCGGGUGGAAGGAUUUGGCGCGCAACCGGGAAAGAUGUUCUCGCCGGGGACGUUUCCGGCUGGGGAGGCAUUUCAGGGUAGUGCUUCUGAUCCUUUUUCGGUAGUAGACCGACAGCCGGUACAGCAACAACAAGACCAACGAGUAAACCACCAACAGCAACGACAACAGCAACCCCGUGUGAACUUCCAGCAACAGGAAGACCAACAACCCCAAUUCAAUCCCUUUGAUCCCUUCCGACCCGUUCCCCUUCGUCGGGACACCACCCGAUCUAUUCCAGACCUCAAAAUCAACACUACGACUCCUUCUAUUCCUUCCCCACUCCCGUCCAAUCUCUUCUCUCCUCAGCGCCCUUUUCAAAAAUCAACAUCUGAAAUCCGCCUAAAUGCCGUCGAUCUCUCCACACGCAUUCAUGGACACUCUCGAAACAAAAGCUGGGCACAGGGUCGGUCGCCGGGCGACGCAUCGGGUUCAGAGAGUGCCAGUCGAGAGUCGUUGAACUCGUCAGGCUCUAGCUUUGGGGUCAAUGUGGCGGGAUUGGUUCGGCAGUUUCAUCAGAUGGAGGGAGCGGGAGCAACACCACAUGUCAGGGCCGGUGUCGACGGCAGGGACAGGUCUGGUUAUGCCACUGGACCUCCUCGCCUGCGACGGGAUUUCAGCAACUCACUGGAUCUGGUACACCCUCACCGGCUCUUCUCCCGUUCGAUCUUUAACUGGCAUUGUCAACGUGUCGGCACCGAUGCCUGGUCAAACACAUAUUACUCACCCAUCCGUUCCCACAUCUCACUUACCCAUGCCGCUGCAGACAACGUACGCCCCCCCACCACCCAAACCACCCCGCGGAACUGUGCCAUCCCAGCAACCUAGCCCAAUGUCGCCUCUCCCAGGUACCACUUUCCCGCAAUCGGACCCAUUCACUCUUUUGGCUUCGAACUCUGUGUUGAAUACUCCUUCCUCAUCUGUUGGACCUGCAGAAUGGACCCCGCUGUCACCUUCCCUCGCUGGAAACUUUGCGAGUUCCCAACCAAGGCCGCAGAUGGACCCGAGAAUGACGUCGCAACAGCAGCAUCAGCAGAACCAGCAGAGAUUGAGUAGGGGGGAUGAAUUUUUGAGGGGCUUGAUGGAUGGCAAGUCGUGACGUUUUUUUUUUUUUUUCCUGUGUAUAUUUUUUGUUGGAUGAUUGGAUCUUGUUGACUAGAUAUAUUUUAAAACAAAGUUGCGCGACAGUGUUGAU